This is a messenger RNA of Scedosporium apiospermum, 468 nucleotides long. Its product is annotated as H(+)-transporting two-sector ATPase. Bases 1 to 468 code for a protein of 155 amino acids. NCBI's taxonomy places the organism in Eukaryota, Fungi, Ascomycota, Sordariomycetes, Microascales, Microascaceae. The record is from RefSeq and is a predicted model, not a curated record. Gene Ontology annotation, molecular function: proton transmembrane transporter activity. Gene Ontology annotation, biological process: proton motive force-driven ATP synthesis; proton transmembrane transport. The transcript has 3 exons.
AUGCUCGCAUCAAGUAGGUUAACUGGCGUAGCCGCCCGCAAUGGCCUGAAGCAACAUUACCGUUUGAUAUCGUCGAUGGCGUCGCAGACUCGCUUUCCGCACUUCCUCAUCUCCUCUCCGCGCUACCCACCGGUCCGACACGCCCUUCUUCUUAACAGCUCCCGCUCUGCCCUCCCGCCCACUGUGACCAGGAGUGGCGUUACGCAGUUCCGCACCGUCGUCGUAGAGUCCAUGACAGGCGCCAUCGUAACGGCUGCAAAGCUGCACGGCGCUGGCUUUGCCACCAUUGGCAUGGCUGGCGCCGGUGUCGGCAUUGGCAAGGUUUACGCCGCGCUCAUCACUGGCACUGCUAGGAACCCUGCCGUGCGAGGCCAACUCUUCACUUAUGCUAUUUUGGGCUUUGCCCUCUCCGAAGCUACAGGGUUGUUCGCCCUGAUGGUGGCGUUCCUCAUUCUCUAUGCCUACUGA